Xyrichtys novacula (pearly razorfish) is the source of this 9108-nucleotide messenger RNA. The record is from the annotation of a GenBank genome assembly. Lineage: Eukaryota; Metazoa; Chordata; Actinopteri; Labriformes; Labridae.
CCCAGAAGCGGCCUCUGUUGUGGGCUAAUGAAGAGGGGAGGCGUGUUAAGAGGAAGGAUCAUCAUUUUAACAGACGAGUCAAGUUCCUCCUUUCACAGUAAAGACGGAAGAGAGCGGCGUUCAACCAUCACAGCCUCCAACAUGAGAGUCCAGCCAACUUUGAUCUGCUCUUUCUUCUUCCUCAGUGAGUGCCUCCUGUUUUUAUUUCACUCUUUUUACUGCAAAUAUAUUUUUUACCAUUUCUCCAAAGUUUUCAUGCUCAGUAGAAGCUGAUAUGUCAGAGUUACAGUUUUCUGUCACAUCUCACAUAAAAAAAAAAAAGACGUGGUGCUUUUCUGUGGUUAGACAGUAUCUGCACUCUGGAUGAAAUUGAGGAAACUGAAUGUUAGGGUAAUUUUACAGCCGACUCUGCAGACUAAAAACAACCUUACAACUGCUUCAACUCAGUUUCCUUGUUCCUUCUUAUUUCUUUCUGCUCAGUUUCUAAUAAUCGGACACAUUCAACUUCUUUCGCAUGCUAAAUUUGUUACAUAACGGAUGUAGGGGUGUUGGACGCAGCCUUUUAGCCCGAGUCUUGCAGUGCAGUUGACAAUGCGAAGCAGGAAUGUAAGGAUAAUACCAGAAAUCACAAUAACAGCGAGGUUUGUGAUUAUCUGCAGGACACAACAGACUCCUCAUGUUCAGGGUUGAUGUCUUUAGUCUCACAGAUGAUCAUAAUAUGUGUCUGACCAUGUCAAUACUACUUCUACCUUCAGCUGAACAGGCUGUUUUUAUUUCAGAUUCAAAAAAGGUGCACCGGUGCAUCUUAAAAACUCAGAAUAUCAUGAAAAGGUUCAACAGUUUUUAUCGGUUUUCCAAGAAUGUUUUAUAAUUUAAGUCCUUCACCUAAUACACAUAAAGUUAGAGCUCCCAUGUGCUGGUUAGACCUCCAUGGAGAAGACUGUCCUUUUAUGAUAUCUAAAUGCAAACAAGAGCAUGAGCAACAUUAUUCAGACUGAGUCAGGGUCAAAAGGGAAACAUAGUAUGAAAAUUUAUUCAGUACAAUAAAAUUUACAUAGACAAAUUCAAACUGAGAAUCCUCGACACAUGCAAAAGUUACACCGCUAACUUUUCUAAGUAACCUCACCUUAGAGACUCGGUGUCAGUCGUCUCCUCAAUGAAAGGUUGGUAGUUUGAUUCCCACACGCUAAAAUGUCCUAGAAGAACCUAGAAGAAGAAGAAGAAGAAGAAAGUUAUUGUCAUUGUCAGUGUGACCGUUUCACUUGCGUUUGUGACUAAAAAUAGUUGUGUGUGAAACCAAGGCAACAAAUGUUUUUCCUGUAAAUAGGGCGGUGAAGUUAGUUUUAGGUUGGAUAUAUUUUCCUGUAAAUACAGCGGUGAAGUUAGUUUUAGGUUGGAUAUAUUCUCCUGUAAAUACGGCGGUGAAGUUAGUUUCAGGUUGGAUAUAUUUUCCUGUAAAUACGGCGGUGAAGUUAGUUUCAGGUUGGAUAUAUUUUCCUGUAAAUACGGCGGUGAAGUUAGUUUCAGGUUGGAUAUCUGACGGACAUUCUCUGAGGAUCUACCGGUGUCUUCUCUCUCUCCAUAACCGGGAAUAACAACAGCAGCGCGGUUAAAUCUACUCGACACCCUCACUGUCAACGUCGGUGUUGAAUAAGGGACCAUCAAUAAAUUACUGGUUGAUGUUCUCAGAAAAGGCUGUUUUCCUUCAAUAGCUUCAAUGUCAUGUGACCAAAAGACCUAAAAUUGAUUUCAAAUAAUCGUACUAAGAUCGGAAAAUAAGACACACCUCUUUAUUUCACAAUUUUUUCCUCUAAAAAAUUUAUUGUGUUAAAUUCAAAGGCAAAUUUUGAACAUUUUCCUCAAUAGCUUCAAUGUCAUGUGACCAAAAGACCUAAAAUUGAUUUAAAAUAAUCGUACUAAGGUUAGAUGAUACGACAAACAUUAUUUGAUCAAUUUUCAUUGUGUCCCUAGUUCUUGGUGUGCUCUUUACUUUUUCAACUUAGGAGGAGAACAUGUGCUACCUGUGAAAAAAGUUAGUGUCGAGUCCUGAUUGUACAAGAAUACAACGAAAUUUUGUUUGGCAGCAAAUAUAACUAAGCAAAAUGAUUGGACACUUCCUAUUGUGUCUUCUACCAUUGGUGUAUUAAAGGAGUAUCAUGUGUUUUUUUUCAGACUCUAUAUUUGAUCUCUGAUUCCACUUUAAUAUCUUCAUGUGAUUUCCAGAUUUAAAAAAAACCUAAAACGUUAUUAUUUCAGUCUCCAUCUAAAAUGCUUUGUUUUAGCUGUUUAACCCCCUCCCCCUCUUCCCUCUGAUUGGCCACCUCUUCAGGGAGGUUUUUGUCGAAGCUGGCUUAAAGAGACAGCAGCUAAAAUGAAGCUUUUAAUUAGAGGCUGAAAAAUUAAUGUUUUAAUACCACAGAGUAGGAAACAAGAGUUUUUUUUUUUCAUGAUUUUCAGAAAAUCAUGUAAAGAUACUAAAGAGAUAUCAGAGAGGAAAUACAGAGUCUGAAAAAAGUACAACAGCCCGUCUUUAAAAGGCCAACAGUCCUGCAGACAUAAACAGCAGACUGGAGAAGAACAUUAAAAACUUUUAAAUCUCAGAUUGGAUUGAUUAGAUUGAUUAUAACCUCCAGCCUCCACAGACUGUUUGAGGCUCCUGAAAAGAGCUGAAAAUGACUCUGUGAUUGUUGAUCUUUUCCACAGUGCUGAAGGAUGGAGUCACAGCUCUCUUUGAAGAAGAUAUCGGUGUUCGUUAUGGAACUGAAGGAGAAGACAUCACAGUUAGAUGCAACUUCAAAAUCUCAGGAAAAAGGAGAAUCUUCUGUAGGAAUAAAUGUGGAGAUGGAGACAUUCUUAUUGAAACAACAAAUAACAGCCGUCAUCAAGGCAGAUACAGCAUUGAAUAUUAUGAAAGAGGUUUAAUUGGCCCUGCACAGAUCAAUGUGAGCAUCACAAAUCUGAGAAAGUCUGACUCUGGACGGUACAGCUGUUGGUUGGACCGAAGAUUGUCUCUAGAUUCAAAAGAAACAUUUCAGCUCAACGUCAGAAAUGGUGAGAUUCUUCUCCUCAUUGAUGUUUACCAGUGUUUCAUAAAACCCAGUAUUUUACUCAGUGAUGAAGACAGCUGCAUGUUUUCUUCAUAAUGAACUCUGAUAAACUCUUCAGACCUACAGCUUAUUUUUGAAACAGUAUUUAAAUAAAAAAAGUGAGUGUGAUUGUGUGAUGUGACCCUAAAAAUCGAUUAGAAAUGAGUUGAGUCUCUGAUUGUUUGAUCAUGUUCGACAGCUCGAACCACUCGUAAACCAAACAGGACUAACCCCACUGUUUCAUCAUCCACCUCAUCAGCCUCCACAACGACAACAACGACAACAACAAAGACAACAACGACAACAACAAAGACAACAACGAUCCAGAGCGUGAACUCCAGCACAGAAAACACCACAACUCCUCUUGGGCAGAAAUCUUCUUCAAGUCGGUUCAUCUUCAUGUAUUUCAGAUUUCAAAAACAUGAAAAUAAAUAACAUGUAUCUUUGUUGAGAGUGUGUGAAGUCGUCACUCAGGUUAUCUUUUCAAAAUUCAUUCAUAUUUCACUGCAAACAAACUCACACCUCUUCAACAAUCUAAUCUUGUGCACAAACACCUUCAGAUCCUCUGCUGUAUCUGGGUCUGCUCCUGCUCCUCCUGAUCAUCAUACUCUCGCUGAUUCUGCUGAUUUACUACAAGAAGAGGGCCCCCAAACCCAAAAAUGAGGCUACAGGUGAAACACACACACACACACACACACACAAAAACACAACAGCCCUGACAGAAACGCCAUUUUCUAUUUUCUUAAAUCUGGAGAACUUUAGAUUUAGCGAUCCAGGGGAAGCUACCUCAUGAUGGAGCUCAGAGACUCCCAGAAAAGCUGUUUUUUUAUUGACUCUAAUGGGAAAUGAUGAUUCAAAGUUAUUGUUACUGACAGAAGGAGGAUGUAGAUGGAGAGAAAGGAGCUCAAUGUACCAGGAAUCCUAAAGUCUAAGCCUAAAGCAGCAUAACUUAAAGGGAUAUUCCAGAACGCCACACUAUAGCCACAAAUAAUGCUCAGAACAGCACCUAACUUCAUCAACAGGACAUAUAGGGUCACAGACAUAGUACUAGACACCAAACAUCUUUUUAACUUUGACUCAUUUCUUUAGCUAAGAGACUAAACACAACUCACCUACUCUCUUCCAGCAGACGCUUGUUUGUAGUGAGACCUCAGGCCAGUCCAUUACAGACUACAGCGGGGUGCCGCAGCUCAAGGAAGAGCAUUUAUGAUUAUUUCUUUAUCAUUUACUUGACGUAAUAAUCAUCAUAUUAAUCAUUUUUCACUGCAGACGCGGUAGUUCUUCUGCUUUAGCGUCUCAGUCUGAUUGUAUUUCCACAAUGAUCAUAAAUGUUCUUCCUUGAGCUGAGUCACCCCGCUGUAGUCCAUAAUGGACUGGUAUGAGGUCUCGCUACAAACAAGCGUCUGCUUGAAGAGAGUAGGUGAGUUGUGUUUAGUCUCUUUGCUAAAGAAAUUAGUCAAAGUUAAAAAGAUGUUUGGUGUCUAGUACUAUGUCUGUGACCCUAUAUGUCCUGUUGAUGAAGUUAGGUGCUGUUCUGAGCAUUAUUUGUGGCUAUAGAGUGGCGUUUUGGUUGAGGUUUGUUGUGAGGUUUGUUGUGUAUUACUAUCGCGCGGUCGUUACGAAAGUUAGUCUAACUAGAGAAGCAAGCGGUCGGCAGCAUUCAUCUCUCUUAAGGGAGUGUCUAACUGUAAGCUUUAUAUAUGAAGAGAGAAUACCCACCUAACAGUUAAAAAGUCUUAGCAUUAAUUCAUUUUUCGGACAUCCUUCACUCAUGAAAAGGAAACCUCUUUAUUUCUCACUAAGUUUAACACAACCUACUCCCCCCCACCCGCCUCAGGUAAAUCUUGUUUUAGUUGAUAUGAUAAAGAUUUGGUGAUCACCUGACCACCUAUUGAUCAAAGCUGAGCUGUUAGAUUAUGUGCAUCAGAAAGUUUGUUUUCUGUUGUUCAAUAAUGAAAAUUAAGUCUCUGAUAAAAACUGCAUAUUUUAGUCAUCUUAGACCUUCUCCAAUCGGUGGAUAUGUUUAAUUUAAAUGUUCUCAGUUCUCAUGGUUCUAGUCUACGAGGUCAAAAUAAGUUUAUGCACCCAUCUAUGAACCCUAUAGAGCCUGUAUCCGUCUGUGUGGUAUUUCUUUGAAUAACAUCCAGCAGACGUUAAAACAUCUUCAAAAACCCUCUUAUCAGAUGACUUCCUCUUUCUCACCUCACACCCUUUUUUUUCUUUUUCAAAAGCCGAUGAUAGAAGCAGCUGUUCAGUGAGAAAUCUCACUUCCUCUAUCUUUCAUCUGAUGGUUAAAAAUACACAGAAAAAGUUAGAUGUGAGUCAUAAAGCAACAGUAUCGCAAACACACCCGAAAACAAACGGAGCAGUCUCGAUUCCUCCAAACAGGUCUUUUUGGUGUACCGCAGGGCUGUGUCCUCGGCCUCUUUCUAUUUUGUUUUAAUUUAUGUGAUAUUCUCCUUUUUCAUCCAGAUUCAGGAUUAUGUCUUUUGCAAGUAUCUUGGAUCGUAUUAUGAUAUUUCUCUCCAGAAUUCUUGAAUUGUGAGAGAAAUAAGUCGAGAAAAAACACAAAGUAGAUUUAAAAAAGCAGCUCACAUGAGCCUCCACCUCCAACGUCCUCUCUCAAUUUCUGUGUGUCUCUUUUGUGUGAUUUAACUCUCUAAACCGUUUCAUCUUCAGGACGUCCUGUUGAAACAGACUACGCUGAUGUUUCAGAGGUAAGUCGGAGUGACUCAGCGAUUUAAAGGAAAUGAUCGUAGAAAAAGACACGAAACAGAGACAUUUUUCGCUCUUCCUGCAGACCAACCGGGACUAUGAGGAGAUACGGGAGGAGGACAGACCAGUUUUCACAGUUUACGCAUGUGCCAAAUUUUCCAAACCAAAUGGGGUUGAAAUCACGGAUGACUACAGCCUGCUCUCUGCUGCGGAAUCUCAGAACAAGGUGAGGAAAUGUUGAAGCAGAGAGACGAUCUUUUUCAUUUUCAUCUUUACUGAAAUGUUAGGUAGAGGAAAUAUCUUCGCAGCAGAAAGAGAGAGGCUUUUCCUCACAUCUGUGGUUUAGAUGGGGUUUUAUUGGCUUUCACAAUAAAAAUGAAACAAGAACUUGGUUAUUUUGUGCUCUUACCUCAGGCCUCCAGUAACUGUUGCACCAGGAAGGAAGCCUGCGUGUUAAAAAAAGAGAAGGAAGUUACUCUGAAAUGUAGAUACUUAUCUGGCUGAUAAGAAUUUAAGUCAUAAAUUAUGUGACUCUAAAUCUCAAAAAAGCGAGAUUUUACUGCAUAUUAAAGAGAAGUUCACUCUGGUGAUUUUUCUAAGGGGUUGAAAGCGAAGUAAAAACAGCCAACGACUGCAGUUCUUCAAAUGGCCACUAGAGGACGUUAGCUUCACCCCAAACAGAGACCUCUGGUAUUGAAGACUGAAGGAGAGCUCCCCUAGUGUCUACUUAAGAUCAUCCUCACAGCAGAAAUCAACAUUUUAAAAACCCUGAUUUGGCAUUAAUGACCCUCAAAGAGUCUCUGAGACACGAAAGGAGGAAACUGCUGCGAAAGUUUGUCAAACUCUCAAGAACUUUUCAGGUUUCCUCCAACAUGGAACCACAGGCACCUCAGUACGUUAUUAUUAUAGUUAUUAUUAAUAAUGGUUUGAGCAAAAGGAUUAAUUAAAGGUGGGUUAGGCAGGAUUCUGUUAAAGAAACAUCUUUUUUUUUGGUGUAUAAACAAAAAAUCUUUUAAUAUCAGUCAAUAGUUAUUAGUAAUUGAUGACAUUUGGUAAUAUCACGAUAUCGCUGUGUUUUGUUAUGUCUGAGCGGUCCGCUCUUUCUGACUGUAAACAAAGCCGUUCUCCACCUCCUCUAACCUGAUUGGUUGUGAGGCAGACGCUGCUCCCCCGUGUCGUUCAGGAGCCCAAACAAAGUUAGCGUGCUACAAUAUCGGACAGUAGAAACCAACCAGGAAGUUCGGAAAAUUGUCUGAAUCCUCCUUUGGCCACGACUGCCGACACAAGCAAGAAAACAAAGUAAAUACCGGAGACUCUGGAGGAAUAACGGGCGCUUAAAACGGAGGUAGACCGGACAAGAGCUAAAAAGCCGGGUCAACAUAAACGAUGGGGGACGCUUGGGGAUCUUGGUGACCCUGUAACCUUUCUGCUGGACAGGUAAACCGCUUUAACAAAGUAAGACAAGUGUCUGUAACAGAAGUGUUUCUUGUCAAACGGACCUGCUGUAGCGUGUUGUAGCGCCAUCGCUAAACUGUCCUCCCUCAGGUCCUGGACUAUGUCACUUUAUCCUCGUUGUAGAAGUCCUGCAAACAUUGUGUUUGCUGGUAGUCUGUUGGCAUCUACAGUAGCACCAAUGCUUUUGACUUUCACCUUGACUGGGCCCCAUUUGUAAUGAUCUGAAGUAUUUAUCUGCAUUAUAUCUGAAUUUAAUCGGAACGAUACGAGCGAGCAGGAGCGUUUGUUUGUGGGCGGGGCUUGAGAGGAGGAGCUGAGGGGAAAACUGGUUGGGAGGGGUAGAGUUUACAUUCAAGAUUUCUCCUAAAAACUGGAACUUCCUCAGAUCCUGACUACACCACCUUUAAGGGGUCCUGAUGGCAACGCUCGACCUCCUUCAAAAAUCGUUGACCUCUGACCUCUUUGUUUUCUUCCAGACUGGAGACGACUCGAAUAAACUCCUCUACACCACUGUGGAUUUCUCCAACAGUCCGGCUGCCUCGCUCACCAGCGCCCCCUCCAGAGAGCCAAAGAACGUCAUCUACUCUGUUCCUCGCGUUCCUCACGCCACCUCAGAAGACGCCGAUCCUCCUCUCUACUCUACUGUGACUCCACAUUAGCUUUAGCUUUGACGCCGUUGAGCUAACAUUUACUCUCUCAGGGACAGACGGGUGAACUCCGAACGGUUUGAGAGACACUUUAGGGUUUGAGGCAUAAAUACUCUGAAGCAUUACAAACAAAAGCUUUAAGUUAGAGCUACUUUUAUCUUAUAUUUUACGUUGAGCUUGUUUUGAAUAUUUCUAAGAAUUCAAUGUAUUAAUAAUUAAAGUUUUUCUGCAUUAAUUCUUUAACAACGAGUAAGAAAAUGGGAUCUAAUCUGAGGUCAAAACAGACUUCAUUGUUAAAAUAAAUGACUAAGAACUGAUUUUGACUGAGUCAAAGCCGUGUCGCGUUCAAGGCUCUUCACCUGCAGGAUGGAUACCGAAUUUUUGACACAGCGGUUAAAGUCAAAUUGAUCAGCGAUAAUCACGCCAAAAAAGAUGAUGAGUUCAAAGUUUGACUUCCUGUUUAUGAGGGAAAAGGUUGUCUGCAAGAGGUAAAACAAAAGUUCAGACUUGACCAAAUAGAUGAUGAAGAUCCAAUUUUGUCCCUUUACUUUAAAGUGAUCUUGAAGUCAACAGUUAAAAAUAUAUUGAAGUAAUAAAAUGUUAAAAGCUGAACAAAGGUGAGAUGUUUCUAUAAGCUAUUUUGUGUUUAUUGCUGAAGUGUAAAUUAUUUGAUUUCAGCUGGAUUACGUAUUUAUUCAGGACUUUGUUUUUAUGAUUAUUGUUAAUGUGGUCCGCCUGGUUAUUAUGAGAACAACAGCCUGUAAAACUGAGACUUCAGAUUCAAACUUCUGAUGAUUUGAUGUUACAGUCGAUUUUCUGUGUUCAGAGAUAUGAAACUUAAAGCUCCAGUAAGGAGUUUCUACUGUAAAUAAACAGACUGGAAUAAACACUCAUGUCUUCAGUAUCAGUCUGUCUGUGGUGUUUUUGCAUUAAGGUGCUGUGAGACACCAGAGGGCGCUGCUGUGCAGAAGGUGAGUAUUGGCUUUUCUGCUUUUGACACGAUAAUAUUCAUCUUUGUUUACUUCAUGAAGUGUUUUCAGUUUUUAAAAUACCAAAGAUGAUUUCACUUCGCCCACAAGGGGGCGCCAAAUGCAACAUAAACAGAAUUUUCCUUAAGGGAGCUUUAUUUUCAAAACAUCAUGUUAUUAAUUAAUUUAUAUUUAACAAACCUUACUUAAGUUUGGUCAAAGAAGCAGACUGAGCUC